Leptosia nina is the source of this 1206-nucleotide messenger RNA. NCBI's taxonomy places the organism in Eukaryota, Metazoa, Arthropoda, Insecta, Lepidoptera, Pieridae. The record is from the annotation of a GenBank genome assembly.
AUGUUAUUCAAAGUGUUAAUUGUGUUUGUCAACGCGUGCGCAGUUUUCGCCUUACCAAGAUUACAGUAUAAUACUGAGCCACCGUUUAAAUUCUACUCUCGCUCGGAUUGGCAAGCACUUCCGUCGAUUGGCACAACUCUGCUUCAAACUCCAGUACCUUACAUCGUGAUCCAUCAUACAUACAUCCCUUCCGCUUGUGAUAAUCACGAAAAAUGCAGCGCCGCUAUGCAAUCCAUGCAAAAUUACCACAUGAGGGAUUUAAAAGUGGGCUUUUGUAUAGGUAGCAGUGGAGAUGUUUACGAAGGAAGAGGAUGGGAGACAAAGGGAAUACACGCGGGACCAGCCAAUAGUGUCAGCGUAGGAAUUUGUCUUAUCGGUGAUUGGAGAGUUCAACAACCACCUCAAGAGAUGUUGGAAUCAGCCAAAGCACUCAUCCAGCUGGGAGUAACUAAAGGCUAUAUAAAACCAGAUUACAAACUUGUAGGACACAACCAAGUAAUGGCCACCGAAUGUCCUGGAAAGGCACUAUCUAAUAUUAUAUCGAAUUGGGAGCAUUUUUCUGAAUCUUUCAAUGAAUUAUCCGACAACGAAGUUAUAACCCUCGACUUUCCAUUCGUGAGACGCGAAGAGUGGCACGCCAGGCCGCCCAAAAAGACCCUGCCACUGCUCGUUCCAGUACCAUACGUCGUUAUACAUCACUCGUACUCACCACGUGCGUGCAUGGACAGCUACCGUUGUGAAGAAGCUAUGCGCUCCAUGCAAGAUUUCCAUAUGGACACGCGAGGCUGGUGGGAUAUUGGAUAUAAUUUUGGUGUGGGUGGUGACGGCUCCGCAUAUGAAGGUCGCGGCUGGACGACCCUCGGAGCCCAUUCCCUUCGCUUCAACAAUGUUAGCUUAGGCAUUUGCCUAAUUGGAGAUUGGUCGAAUGAAUUACCACCCCCACAACAGCUAAAAACAGCAAAAGCCCUAAUAUCUGCUGGUGUCCAACUAGGCUACAUCAAAAGCAAUUAUAAACUCGUCGGGCAUCGCCAAGUUAGAGACACAGAAUGCCCCGGAGACGCGCUCUUCGAAGAAAUCAAGAGUUGGCAGAAUUACUCCCCAUUUCCAGCUAAAGUAACAGACUUACUAGACGUGGAAGAAAUACCGGAGUCCAUCAGAAAAGACUGGAAAGAUCGUGGUGUUUUAAAUGCGAGUGUACCUUUAUAG